UUUUCUCUUUUUUAUUAAACAGAAAAUACACACAAACACAAUGGAUUUCGAAGACGACCAUCACAGGUACCAAUCGAGUGACGAGGAAGACUUUCAGGAGUCCCUAGAUAAGGCCGUAACUUUACCAAAGCCAAUCUUCCUGUGGCGCGAUACAGCGGCCAUAAAACCGGCUACUACUACUACUGGAUCAACUUCAACAUCUUCAUCAAUAUCCAGCCCAAAAUCAUGUUCUACCUUGAUCAUUGGAACAGCGUUUGGUGGUAGUGCGCUGUUGCAUACGAUCAAAGAAAAGACCUUAUUGGGCUCCAUUAUCUUGCCAGGCAUUGACUUGAAAGAAAAUAAUGCUGAUAUUAAUUCGCCAAGGAACGCUAAUUGCAAUAUUUACGAGCUGAAUUCAGAUCCUACAGUGAUCUUUAUCCCAUGCAACUACGAAGUCAAAGACAAGGAUAGCCUUAAUUUCGCAAGGGCUAUCUUACAAAACAUUCAAGCAACCAGGAUUAUUAUCCUCGACACGUUUUCACCAUCUUCAUAUUUUACAGGAUCAGCGAAUGUGGAGUAUAAUUACCCAUGGCUGAGGUUGUUACAAACAACUGGCUCAACCAUUGUUAAUGAGAUCCCUACACUCGAAGUACCAAAUUUGGUUCAAAACCUUAGUGCCGCGCUCAUGUCAUAUUGUGAGGUGCGAGGAAUGACUAACACAUAUUUACUUCUCAGUCUUCAAGAGUUUAUCUACGGAAAAGUGCUGACAACGUCUGGGACAUUACGUGGCUUGAAAGAAGGGUUGGCUAAUCUUGGAUGUCCCGUGGUGGCGAACCAAGUUGAUGUGGCUAGUGCUGUGCGAUUGAUCCAAGAUAAGCGCGUAGGCUCGAAUCGCAUAAGAGAUGAUCGCCUUUAUGCGUAAUGCCAAAAAAUAAAAAUAAAAAAAGGAGGCAAAUCCAACGCCCAUCCAUUAUGAUUAAGCACAAGUAGCCAGAGAUAAAUAAAUAAAUAAACAAUAAUAUCUAC
Molecule: messenger RNA, 1005 nt
Organism: Lobosporangium transversale
Lineage: Eukaryota; Fungi; Mortierellomycota; Mortierellomycetes; Mortierellales; Mortierellaceae
Exons: 5
Coding region: 41-901 (286 amino acids)
Biological process (GO): proteasome assembly
Cellular component (GO): endoplasmic reticulum
Source: RefSeq, a predicted model, not a curated record